UCUGGUUCUCCACACGGGUGGCCAGAGCUGCUCUGACCCUACUGUCAGUUUGAAACUGCCAGUUCCAGAGCACAGUGCAAGACCAAGGUGCAAACAGGGUGAGAAGGAAGUGAAGACUACCCGAGGGAAGGUUCUGAGAGGCCUGAUGGGAAACUGUCUGCAGAGGACAACCAGGUGGCAGCUGGACAUGCAGGAAACGCCUUGGAAUCUGAGACUCCAAAAUGCCAAGGGAAGAACAUGCAGAUAUUUCAGGAGCUGGAGUUGUCACAUCGUUGAAGGAUGCUCCUGCCUUCCUUGGAAAAACGUAAGCACAUUUAAAGCCAGACAAGAGUCUCCAAAGCAAAAUGAAGGGAUGACUUCAGCUCCCGUUCAGGACAAUGCUAAUGAGACCUACGCUGAAGAGUUGUGCUACAUCCUUGUGGAUCACAAUGCUGUCAGGGAAAGGCCAUCAGCAAACCCUGCUGAGGGGUUCUAUGAGAAUGUCUCUAACAAGGCUGAGAGACACAGAGAGUCUUCAAGAGGAACAGAGACUGAGUAUUCGGUUCUCCGUUUCCCUUCUACCCCUCAGCCCUCACUUCCUGCAGAAGAUGAAUAUGAACUUCUUGUGCCCAGCAGAUUCUCUUCACGUGCUGUUCAACAGCCACAGCCACUUACAGCCCCCUAUGAGACCCACUUUUCUCAUCUACAAUGAAGUGACUAGGUUAGAGUUUGUUUAGCACUGACAGAUAAAAGUAGGAGUUAGGGACUCUAGGUGAAGUAGUCAUGGGUCACGGAGAUCCUUAGCUUAUUUCUUCUGAAGGAACUGGGCAGGGCAGACUCUGCAAACCACAAAGCCUCUCACAGUCUGACAAUAGCCAUUCAAAAAUUAGUCAACUGUCUUGAGCAUCGCAUUGAAAACAGGAGUGACCACCUUUGUUUCUAAGUGCUGUUAAAAAUAAUCUGUGGUCGGAAGGGCUGCCGGAAUUGACACUGGGGUAUACCACAAAGGGCUCUGCUCUUCUCACUAAAUUCUUAUGAAUUAUCCCCACAACUGUACUCUGCAUUCAGGGGCAGCUUACUCAUCAUGUUCCAUGACCCCAGAGAAAAUCCCUCAUCACUGUUAAGUUCCAGCUCAGCACCACUAGCUAUGGCAACCAGCGAUAUUCCUUUUAUUCCAUGGGUCUAAGAUGUGUCCUUUACGCAGUGUCCUUGGCCUCAUGGUGCCCAUGACUUAGAAUUUACUGUACAGUCAUUAAUAUAAUUUUAAACUAUAUAUUUAAACUUUGAGUUUCUUGUCAGAAUUGUCUUUCUCUUAUCUAUGGUGCAGGAAAACAUUCUCAGAACCUCCUCCACACUAGACAAGUGAUCUGCCAUAAAGAGACAGCUCAAACACCGCCACAUUAAUCUCAGUAGAACCACCAUAGUGUCAGAGACUGUAUGUGGAAAGUUUCUGGAGAGAUUUUAACCCCAUUAUCUUUUUUUUUCCCCUGAGAGAAAAUUGUUUGCCUCCUGAUACAUUAUCGGCAUUAGUGGCAGAACUUUUUUUUGUUUGUUUGUUUUUCUGAGUGAGGUUUCUCUGUAUAGCCCUGUCUGUACUGGAACUCACUCUGUAGACCAGGCUGACCUCAAACUCAGAAAUCCACCUGCCUCUGCCUCUGUCUCCCAAGUGCUGGGAUUAAAGGCAUGCGCCACCACUGCCCGGCUAGUGGCAGAACUUUAUUUCAGCUUCCAAGUCAGUGUUGCUGGUGUGUACUCCAUAUGAUACAGUAAAUUUCUCCAUAAAUGGUCCAGCAUGCAUGACAUGUGCACAUGGGAGAAGUGAGACAUAUCUCUUCUCUGUGAGCACCCCUCUCUGACUCCAGUCUUUAUUUUCCAUCACUGUUUUCUUUGGAAUUUCUGGAAUCAUGUCUAUGCUGUGUUAGCCAAUUAUGUACAACCUACUGACUGACCCAAUCUAACCCACCAGUUGUUUUUUUGUAGAUAAGUGUUUAUUGAAACACAGCUGCACUGAUUUGUCUACAUACUAUCUAUGGCUGCUCAAGCAUAGUAAAAUGGAUUUGUGACACAGACCAGAGGCAUUACAAAGCUAAAUAUAUCUGUAAUUUAACCUAGUCUAGAUAAUAAUUUUGCAGACCUCUGCCUUAAAAGUCACCGUUUGAGAUAAAUUGGAGAGGAUUACAUUUGAUUAUUGCCACACCCAUUAUGAGCAGAGACCAAUGAACUGACAGGAAAAUAUUAAACCACAAAGGAGAUGAGCAAGACUAAAACAAUUACUAGCAAAUGAGACUAUUUGUACAUUCACACCUGCAUCCGCAAGGUGUUGUUUUAUUUACCUCACGGCCACUGUCCUAAUUUCAGGGAUGCUAAAAUGUCAAGAUGUUUGUUGAGAUGAGUUUGGAAGGUAAUAUUUAUUUAAUUACUGUUUUGUUAUCAAAGAUGAGUAACUUUUUACUUAAAAUGCCCCAAGGCAUUAGGGAGGUAGCUCAGUACUAGAGUCCUUGCCUAGCAUGUACAAAGCAUACAGAGACAGAGAGACAGAGAGACAGAGAGACAGAGAGACAGAGAGACAAAGAGACAGAGAGACAGAGAGACAGAGACAGACAGACAGACAGAGAGAGGGGGGAGGGAGAGAGAGAGAGAAAGCACAAAACAGGCCAAGUGCCCACUAAGAGGAAAUGCAAUGGCUUAAGGUCUUUUGGGUGACUUUGCUGAGACACAAACCAGUUGGUCACCUUCAGCUAAAGAGCUAAUAAGAUUUCAGUACCUUGGUCUCCAUUAACUUCUUUUCUUUACAGAUAUCUUUCAUCCAGAAGCCUAAGUGCAGUGUUUGGCCAGAAGUCACUUGGGUUCAAAGGAUGUGUUCACGGACAUAAGAAAUGCUGUAUAAAACGUAGCACGUGGCUUGUGGGGGAAAAAAGUGUAGGCUAGAGAUUGGUUCAAACUUAGUUUCCUUUCACGUUCCUUUCAGCCCGAUCCACAUACUUACAGGCUCAAUCUACUGCACUCAUACAUUGGAGGGCUGCAUCUGAUAUAUAAUCAUCCAUUCUAGUUUGCUUUAUACAUUGGAGGGCUGCAUGUGAUAUAUAAUUAUCCAUUCUAGUUUGCUUUCAGCUGCUUGAAUAAAACAAUGACCAAAAGCUA
This is a messenger RNA of Mastomys coucha (southern multimammate mouse), 3120 nucleotides long. RefSeq names its product germinal center associated signaling and motility (gene Gcsam). Gene Ontology annotation, biological process: regulation of B cell receptor signaling pathway; negative regulation of lymphocyte migration. NCBI's taxonomy places the organism in Eukaryota, Metazoa, Chordata, Mammalia, Rodentia, Muridae. The transcript is spliced from 6 exons. Bases 146 to 691 code for a protein of 181 amino acids. The record is from RefSeq and is a predicted model, not a curated record.